Messenger RNA from Dreissena polymorpha, 2604 nucleotides. Its product is annotated as E3 ubiquitin-protein ligase TRIM71-like. Gene Ontology annotation, biological process: positive regulation of DNA-templated transcription. Gene Ontology annotation, molecular function: zinc ion binding; ubiquitin-protein transferase activity. Bases 1 to 2037 code for a protein of 678 amino acids. NCBI's taxonomy places the organism in Eukaryota, Metazoa, Mollusca, Bivalvia, Myida, Dreissenidae. The transcript has 3 exons. The record is from RefSeq and is a predicted model, not a curated record. Gene Ontology annotation, cellular component: chromatin; nucleoplasm.
AUGGAUGUGUCCAACGCGGAAACGGACUCCGAAAUUGGGGGCACCUUUAAGUUGACGGAGCCCCGCGUUUCCCGUCGGCGGUCGUCAAUCAAUGCCUUUUCCGACGAGUUGAUCAACUGCCAACUCUGUCACAGCCGUUUCAAAAAUCCGAAAAGCCUCGCGUGUCUUCAUUCGUUCUGUGAAACCUGCUUGAACGUUUACAUCGCGAAGCUCCCCGGCGCGAAGAACCGCUUCUUUCCGUGCCCAAUCUGCCGGGAACUAAACGCCGUACCGAAGACUUCCGGUGAAGGGGACAUGACGUCACGGACUUCUGUUAACGGACCGCGGUCCAACAGGUCUUCAAUUGCAUCGCUGCCAUCGCCAACAGACCGAGGCGAACGUGCGACGAUGGCGCUUCAGAUUCGCGCAGACCGGAAGUGCGAUCCGUGUCACGAAAACUCGGACAUUGUUGCGGCGCUUUACUGGUGCCCCACGUGCCGAGAAGCGCUAUGCGACAUGUGCACAAAGAGCCACAGGGGGAUGCGGAUAACGAAAACUCACGCGCUUAUGGACAUUGAUGACGCUCGGGAGCGCCCGACGCGCAUGAUCCAAUCGCACGAGAUCUGCCCGGAUCACCGAGGGAAGCUGCUUGAUCUCUUCUGCCAGGAUCACCAGUAUCCGGUGUGCGCAACGUGUGUCGCCUUAAACCAUCGACGCUGCGACACCAUUCUGGCGAUAGAUCGCGCCGCGCGCAACAUUCGGACCAAGAAAACUAACAGGACGCUGGCGCAGCGACUGAAACACGCGAUAGAAAUUGUUGAAACCGUCUUGGCGACGAAAGAAGGCGCCCGGUCCAGGCUUAUCACUCGGAAGGAGACCAUAUUAGACGAGGUUUCAAAACUAAAGAUGUCAGUUAUACAACUUUUGGACGAGCUGGAGGAUAAAAUAAAGGACGAAGUGGACGCCGUAUGCCGUGACUAUGAAGACAUCCUUCAGGGCAAGGUCGACCGCAGUCGGGGACUGAGGGACUCCAUACAGAGCGCACUUAGCGUCAUGACGGACGGGGCAGACACAGGAACUGACUAUCAACAGGUUAUUGCAAAUCAAACCUUGAGAGAUGAGUGUGAAAAGUAUGAACAAAUGGCUGACGAAGAGCGGGUUGAUUACAAAGAAGUCGAUUUGGUCUUUACCGCCGAUGAAAAUCUAGUACGAAUGGCCAAGAUGCUUGACAGAAUCGGCUACGUGGAGAUUUCGGAGAAAAGGGAGAUAACCAAACCGUUCCGCAACUGCUCAGCGCAGAAAAAUGGCGUCUUGAACGGCAAAAUCAAGGGCGACCGCAAUGGUUGUAUUUUCAACUCCGUUGACAUAGGGGAAGCAGGCGACAUCAUUUUGUCAGAUUUCAACAAUUGCAGCGUGAAGUUGUUCGACCAGUACGGCAUGUUCCGGUCACAGGCGAAGCUAAACUCACCACCACGUGGCGUCUGUCUGUUUCCGGACAAGAUUGCCGCAAUUGCGCUACCGGAAGAAGGUCUCAUCAAGCUGAUGUCCAUCGAGGGGAAGUUCCUGUCGCACCUACGAGAGCUGCACACCUCUUUCAAAGCCUACCGGAUAUGCAACUUCCGGAGUAAGCUGAUGGGGAUAUGUUACUCAAAGGCCUGCAGAAGCUUGUCGAUUUUUGAGCGCAACGGAAGGAUCGAGAAAACGAUCACCCGGAAGCGCGAUUACAAGGGCCUAGGUGGCGUGGCCUACGAUCCGGUUAAGAAUUUCAUGUACAUGUCCGAUAGGGACGCCAUCACUUGUUUUAAUGGCGCAGGGAAACAAAUUUUUCGGAACACGUACAGAAAAACGGACCUGCGCGGAAUGGCGAUCGAUUGUCAAGGAAACAUUUACGUCUGCUCACACGACUCGGGUCAGGUCCUGCAGAUCGCUCCAGACGGAACGCUGAUCAAGUCUAUCUUAGUCCCGAUCUCACCGCAAGAUGUCGCCAUCGAGCCGAUGGGAAACAAAAUGGUGGUUGUAGGUCUUGGAGAAAUUGUUCACAUAUACAAUCUCAUUUAAUGUGUAUAAAUGGUGUUGCAUGCGCGUGAAAGAUACUGAUAACUUUCGACAUGUAGAGAUUUCCAUUGACAUCGCACCUUUAAAUAAUAUUCUCAACUAAAAUGCUACAUGUUUGUUACAUCGUAUAGCAUAUGGAUGUUGCUGUAGUUUUUAAUAAUUAAAAACUUGUUAAUACAUGUAUACACAAAUGUAUGCAGUGUUGAAAGCAUUAAAUCAUCCAAAAAACGUUAAGUAUGUAUCCAUUUAGAUCAUUCAACGAAUGUAUAAUUGUUUAAACAUUUCAAAAAAUAACAUUGAGUGCGCGUGCUUUCCUUUCUUAAAAUCAUGUAUCUUAUUUGUCAAACAUGUAUAUCAGGUCUAAUUCGGACAAUAAUCAGCACAGUCUGUAGCAGGUACAUGUAUUGUUCUUUUGUAACAAACGUAAUAAACAUGCAGCACCAUUUGCUAAGAUUAUAAGUGCCUGAUCUUGAAAAAAUUGUUUUCCUGUACCAUUUUAGCAAGCGAUUGCAACUAUCAUUAUUUGUGUAAAGAGUUUUUUUAGUAAUAUACUUUAAAUAUAUGUUGGAG